Molecule: messenger RNA, 566 nt
Organism: Alternaria rosae
Lineage: Eukaryota; Fungi; Ascomycota; Dothideomycetes; Pleosporales; Pleosporaceae
Exons: 2
Coding region: 134-514 (126 amino acids)
Source: RefSeq, a predicted model, not a curated record
CUCCGCGUCUCCAAUAUUCGGACCGCAAGGGACGCGUACUUCCGUCUCACGUCUCUCGGGCGGUGAUAAUAUCGUUGAUAUCGUAGACGUCGUCACCCAUCUCUGUCCCACCAAGUCCACUAUCGCUGUCAACAUGUCUGUAACAACCACCGCCAACCCCAUCCACUACAACCUCGAGGCCACCCUCGCAGACUACGAUCUCCAUCACAGCGGGGAACAAAGUGAAGGACUCGAUACAAGUCUUAACGCGCAUCCGGCACCGAAUACGUCGUCAACGCAAUCGCAGCAGAAUCCUAGCGACUGGCCAACGGAACAUCGCCGCGUGCCUGCGUACCGCCCGAUUAACCAUGAACUCGAUCAGAGCGAGCGGAGAGUCUAUUUGAACGGCAUUGAACAGGCGUUUGUUGGAGUUAUGUUCACAGGCGUAUUCUUGGAAUCGACAAUAUCCAAAGCGUGGCGGAAUACUCUGGGACGGUUCUGGAAUGUUGGAUAUAAGAUUGGUGGGGAGUGGUGAUAGACACGAUGUAGAACAAAUUGUUUCCGGCGUUCGUAAAGCUCAACUCUAU